This is a messenger RNA of Trypanosoma grayi, 864 nucleotides long. RefSeq names its product putative NADH-cytochrome b5 reductase. Gene Ontology annotation, molecular function: cytochrome-b5 reductase activity, acting on NAD(P)H. Bases 1 to 864 code for a protein of 287 amino acids. Lineage: Eukaryota; Euglenozoa; Kinetoplastea; Trypanosomatida; Trypanosomatidae. The transcript has a single exon. The record is from RefSeq and is a predicted model, not a curated record.
AUGAAAGCACUGCUUGCUGCUGCUGUGGGGUUUGCAACUGCGAGUUGGCAUAACUUGGAGUCUGUGAACUGUUCUGCUUCGAAGAGUCCGUUUUCACAGUCUGAGUUUCGUCCUUUUACACUGAUCAAUUUUUACGACGAAUCAUACAACGCGAGAGUGUUUCGUUUCGCUCUUCCCGAGGCUGACAUGCCUUUGAGUCUUGAGGUGGCCUCAUGCAUCACGGCGAGGUACGUCAACGAGGAAGGAAAAGACGUGGUGCGUCCUUACACACCCAUCAACAGGAGUGACCAACGCGGUUACUUUGAUCUGAUUGUGAAGAGGUACGAUAACUCUAAGAUGGGGAGUCAUCUUUUUUCCCUGAAAAAGGGUGAUACUGUUGAUUUCAAGGGGCCAUGGGUGAAACUGCCAAUCAAAGCGAAUCAAUACAAGCAAAUUGGCAUGCUUGCAGGAGGUACGGGAAUUGCACCAAUGUACCAAGUGGCUCGCAACGUCCUAUGCACACCGAAGAAUGCGACAGAGGUUUCUCUCAUCUAUGCUAACCAUCGAAAGGAGGACGUGUUAUUGGGAAAUGAGCUAAAUGAAUUAAUGGAGACAUACCCAUUGUUUUCUCCGUAUUAUGUUCUCACUAAUGCACCUUCCGAUUGGAUGGGUGGCGUUGGAUACAUAAACAAAGAGAUGGUCAAGUCACUCAUGCCACCACCAAACCGUGCGGCAGACUCCAUCAUUCUGAUUUGCGGACCGCCUCCGUUUAUGGAAGCUAUGUCAGGGGACAAGGACUUCAGUACUAAACCACCUUCUCAGGGUCAAUUGAAGGGGAUUCUUAAGGAGUUGGGAUAUAUGCAGAAGAUGAUCUUUAAGUUUUAG